Sebastes umbrosus (honeycomb rockfish) is the source of this 7509-nucleotide messenger RNA. It is a transcript of the gene col15a1b, whose product is annotated as collagen, type XV, alpha 1b. Bases 321 to 4640 code for a protein of 1439 amino acids. NCBI's taxonomy places the organism in Eukaryota, Metazoa, Chordata, Actinopteri, Perciformes, Sebastidae. The transcript is spliced from 44 exons. The record is from RefSeq and is a predicted model, not a curated record.
CAGGGAGAGAGAGGAGGGGAGGGUGAAGGGAAAAGAGAUGUCAGGGAGUUACAAACACAGCAAGAGACAAGGACGGACGGAGAUAGGGAGGACAUAACGAGAGAGGAGAAGAAAAGAAAGGAGAAGGAACAGCAAAGAAGCUCAAAGGUCGUUCCUUGACUAUUUCUUGCACCACUGGACCUCCUGGAUUACUGAGAUCAUCCUCUGCAGGACUCUGCGUGUGCAUCUUCUCAUAGCUGGACCCUGUUUGCACGUGUGUGGUUUAGCUGCAGUUAACAGGAUCGGCGUGUUUGUACAUUCAAGCAAGACAUAGUCAGAGGAUGGGAGCCCUUCGCCUCUCUUUUGCUCUGUUCUUCCUCUUCUCCUGUCCCGUCCGAGCCCAGUGGUGGACUUUACUCUGGGCGAACCCUAAAACCACCACCGGCCCUACUACUCCUCCCUCCUUCACUUCUCCAUCCAUCACCUCCCUGGGCCCUUCUGACACCCCAGGGACAACAGAGUGGGCGGUGAAGGAGGACGGGGUGACAGAGAAAGCCCCGGAGGGUAGCACUCAGAUAGAGGGGUCCGUGCUGGUCCCGACACCCAGCCCAAGGGUGUCGAUCUUUGGCCACAGCACUGCAGAACCUGGGGCUUUACUUCCAGAGGAGAACGCAGGUGGAGGCAGCAAAGCCAGGACCCAAAACAAACCACUGAAACACUGGAAGAGUGAGCGAGGCUCAGGAGGUCAUCUGGACCUGACGGAGUUGAUCGGCGUCCCCCUCCCUCCAUCCGUCUCCUUCUCUCCCGGCUAUGAGGGCUUUCCGGCCUACAACUUCGGGCCCGAUGCCAACAUCGGCCGGCUCACCAAGACCUUCGUGCCGGGGUCGUUCUACAGGGACUUUGCCAUCAUCGUCACGGUGCGUCCAUCCUCUCAGAGAGGAGGCGUGCUCUUCGCCAUCACCGAUGCCCUUCAGAAGGUGGUGGAGCUGGGUUUGGCCCUCACUCCGGUGCGUGGGGGCCUCCAGAGCAUCCUGCUGUACUACACUGACAGAGAGGAAGCUUCCCACAGCCACAAAGCUGCUGCCUUUAGUGUCCCAGAUAUGACCGACCAGUGGACACGCUUCACGGUGGUGGUGGAGCACGACGAGGUGCGUCUCUACAUGGACUGUGGAGAGGCCGAGAGGACGACUUUCCAUCGGAAGCCCGAAAGACUCAACUUCUCGCACAACUCAGGCGUUUUCGUAGCCAAUGCAGGAAGCACGGGGCUGGACAAGUUCGUGGGAUCCAUUCAGCAGCUAGUGAUAAAAUCUGAUCCCAGAGCAGCGGAGGAGCAGUGUGAAGACGAUGAUCCUUAUGCCUCGGGAUACACCAGUGGAGAUGAUGCUCUGGAUGACCGAGAGACAGAGGAGGAGAUGAUGAAGAACACACACGAGAGAAAACACGGCACAGCGCAGGAGGAGGACAGCGUUCCAGUCAGAGCUCCACCCACUGAGGCUCCGGAGGUGGAGCUGGAUGAGUACUCCGGUCACCUGACCCCAACAGAGGCCAGUGAAGAAAUGAUGAUAAGAGGGCCCCACCAGACCGAGGAGCCAGGGGAGAGAUCAGGAGAUGGUCAUGUCAGACCUGGGUCAAAAGGAGAACGUGGAGAUCCUGGACCCAGAGGCCCACCUGGCCCACCCGGUCGCUCACCCACCCCUCUACCUGGGCAAGCUGAGCCUGGAUCGAGAGGGACGCAAGGACCACCAGGAAUCCCUGGAUCCCCAGGACUGCCAGGGAGAGAUGGACGGCAGGGAAUUAAGGGUGAUACAGGAGAUCCAGGUCAGAAAGGAUCUCAGGGAUUUGCCGGUUUGGAUGGAGAAGCUGGAACUAAAGGAGACAAGGGAGACCCAGGACUUGGUGAACCAGGUCCUCCCGGCCUCCCUGGGCCUCCUGGACCCCCCAAAUCACGCAGUGUACCCUAUGGAGCCGACGCCCUGGGUUCUGGGUUUGAAUACCUGUACACCGACAAUGAAUUCGUCAGGGGUCAUCCUGGUCUACCGGGGCCUCCGGGACCUCCUGGUCCCCCUGGACCCCUGUCAUCAUCUGACACAGCUGACGGCCUCUCUUCGGGGAAUGCUGGACCAACCGGUGCCCCCGGCAGAGACGGGCUCUCAGGACACCCUGGAUUACCAAUGAUUGAGGAUUGGUUUAGUGGUUCUGGGUCUGACGGUUCAGGUUCAGGCUCAGAGUUGUCCUCUGACCUCGGCUCUGGUUUCAGUUCUGGGUUCACUUCUGAACCCAACUUUGCCUCUGGUUCUGGGCUUGACUUUGGGUCUGCUUGGCUGGGUUCAGGCGAGGGUCCAGCAGGAAGAGAUGGGGCUCCAGGUCUACCAGGUGUUGUUGGAGAGAAGGGUACCCAAGGGUUAUCUGGGCCAGCUGGACCAAAGGGUGAAUGUGGGACUGUGGGUACAGGAGGGACCUCAGGGCUACCAGGUCCAAGUGGUCCACCGGGAAAGAGAGGCCCAUCAGGUCCCUCAGGACCUCCUGGCCCCCCCGGACCUCCAGGAACCAAAUACUUAAUAGAGGAUAUGGAGGGAUCUGGGAAGAGUGACAUGCUCAUUGGAGCUGGAGUCAGAGGCGCACAGGGUCCUCCUGGCAUACCUGGCCCCGAGGGACCUAAGGGUGAUGAUGGAGUCCCAGGAGCUCCAGGGCUCUCUGUCAAGGGCGAGCCAGGGGACCCAGGACCAGAGGGUCUUCAAGGUCUUGCUGGACUACCAGGCGCCAGGGGGGCCAAAGGAGAAAAAGGCAACACAGGAUCCAAGGGUGAUCGUGGCGUUGAUGGACUCAGUGUCCCAGGACAACCUGGGCUUCCUGGACCUCCUGGACCUAUCAUUAAUCUGUCGGAUCUGCUGCACAAUGUUACAGAUGGGAUCUUCAACUUCACAGAGAUCAGAGGACCAUCGGGCCCAACGGGCCCUGAAGGCUUGCCUGGCAGAGCUGGAUUUCCUGGCCCCAGGGGACCGAAGGGAGACGUAGGCCCUACAGGUGUCCAGGGGCCGUCAGGGUUCAAGGGAGCGAAGGGAGAGCCGGGGGUGACAAUUGCUGCUGACGGAUCCCUCUUAUCAGCGCCAAAAGGCCCCCAGGGACCCAAAGGCACCAAGGGUGACCGUGGGUACUCCGGACCUGCUGGACUCAUGGGCCCAAUAGGACCAACUGGACAAAAAGGAGAAUAUGGCUUCCCCGGUCGCCCAGGACGAUCUGGUAUGCCUGGGAGGAAAGGAGACAAAGGAGAUGCUGUCGGCCUACCGGGAACUCCAGGAACUCCAGGUCCUCCGGGCCCACCUGGACUUCCAGGAAGAAUUAUUGGGCUGAAAGGAACAGUGUUUCCGGUGCGCCCCAGACCGCACUGCAAAAAGGGACCAGAGGCAGGGACAUGGGGAGAAUCAGUCGGAUCUAAAGGAGACAAAGGAGCUGAGGGAAUACCUGGAGAGCCAGGCACAGCUGCACCCGGGUUUCCCGAUGGAGUUGUGGGUACUAGAGGUGAUCAGGGAUACCAAGGUCAGAAGGGAGACAAGGGUGACGGAGGUCUGCCUGGUCCUCCAGGAAUGCCUGGGAGGUCAGGACUUGUGGGUCCUAAAGGUGAGUCCAUCGUGGGUCCUCAGGGACCUGUUGGAUCUCCGGGUCAGCCUGGAUCCCCUGGGUUUGGACGAGCUGGUUCCCGAGGGCCCCCUGGCCCUGCUGGACCCCCAGGACUUACACCUGCAUAUGGAUCAGGUGUCAGUAUCCCCGGCCCUCCUGGUCCUCCCGGCCCACCAGGAACUCCAGGAUAUGACAACCUGGUGACUACCUACAAGACGAGCCACGCUCUGAGCAGAGAGACUCACCGGGCUGCAGAGGGAACCAUGGCCUACGUGUCUGAGAAGGGAGGAGAGCUGUACAUCAGGGCACGCAACGGCUGGCGCAAGAUCCAGCUCGGAGAGUUGAUCCAGUCUGGACCUUCGUCCUCAGCGGCGUCUCAGGCCCUCAGAGGAGGUGGAGAGGCGAGCAGACCACACAGGAUCCACAGCCAGGAGCUUCAAGAAGGCAGUAGAGGAUAUGAGCCCAGCUAUAAUGUUCUACCACAGACCUUCAACGCUGUGCCUGGGCUCCACCUGGUAGCGCUGAACGCCCCGCUGAAAGGGGACAUGCGUGGCAUCCGGGGGGCCGACUUCCAGUGCUACCAGCAGGCACGCGCCAUGGGGCUAACAGCCACCUACAGGGCCUUCCUGUCCUCACAUCUCCAGGACCUGUCAACCAUCGUGAGGAAGGCGGACCGCACCGACAUGCCCGUGGUUAACCUCAGGGGUGAAGUGUUGUUCAAAAGUUGGAUGUCCAUCUUCUCUGGGAAUGGAGGCACAUUUAACCCGUCCACACCCAUCUACUCCUUUGACGGACGCAACGUGAUGACUGACUCAGCAUGGCCAGAGAAGCUGGUAUGGCACGGCUCCAAUGCAGUGGGCAUCCGUCUGACCAUGAACUACUGCGAGGCGUGGAGGACGGCCGAUGUGGCGGUGACGGGCCAGGCUGCGCUGCUGCAGACAGGACGACUGCUGGGACAGCACACCCGCUCCUGCUCUAACCACUACAUAGUGCUGUGCAUAGAGAACACAUACGUGGGGACCAAGCAUCAAAGGAGGACCUGAGGAGACGGAGGCAACACGCACACUCUCACAUAAACACACAUGCAGGCGUGCUGAAAAGUGUAGAGUAGAAAAUGUGACACAUACAUUUUAAUUUGAAUGGGAAACACAUGCAGGCACAUACAGUACGUACACACGUCACAAUGCAUAUAAAUGACAUUUAAGUACACAGACAAAAGGCACUUUUGUUCAUACACACACACGUUAACAUGCAGAAGCGGGCGCCUACACUCGAGCACAGAAAAAUGAACACGUGCACACACAUUUGAGUUCCUUUCACUUUAUUUAGUUUCAUGAUUAGUGCCAAUGUGUAAUCCAACACUUCGUAAUGUUGCCACGCAUCCGUCCCAGUCUAGAUUUUAAUUAUUUAUAUUCACGAUGAGCAUAUAACAGCACUGUAUAUCAUCACAGCAAAUCAUCAGGAUUUACAGAAGGUGUUGUUGAAGUGAAAGAUGACUCAGGAUAUCAGGUACUGACACAAGCUGAUCUGAGUAGAACUGAAUAACUUAACAGACCACUCCAGUGCAAGUUUAAUCUCCUUAACUACAAAUCUGUUAUAUACGAAAGCCCUGAGACUUUACAUUUUUAGCUGAUCAUUUUCGUUGAAGUAUUUUUCUACAGUUCCCUGCAGCCAGUAAAACAUACAUUAAAAUUAAGGCUGUCAAAGUAAACGCGAUAAUGCGUUAAUGCAAAUUUGUUUUAACGCCACUAAUUUCUUGAAUGCAUUAAUGCAACUUGGUUGUGUUGGUUGUAGCGGGUAAAAUUUUAAAGCCCCUUGACCUCUGACCUCAAGUCACAGUCAAGUCUAUGGACAAUCAUGCAAUUGACUGAUUGUCGAUUGACAGCCCUAAUUAAAAUGUCUUAAAUACAACGACAAAGUGGUUAGCUGUGAUGUAAAAUAGACUGGAUGAUUUAUGAUGUGCUGUAAACAUGCAAAUCAUGCUGGGUAAACAUGGCCCAUUUACAAAUUUCAACCUCAUUUCAGAACAUAACAGUGUUGUAGUUUAGACCCUUUUAGAAGUUUAGUUGUGUAUCAAAGCAUGCUGUUGUGAAGAAACAGGCUAUAUUUACACUGCAGGAUAGACUUAACAGUUUUCAGGCUAUGCAAGAAAUAAAAUAAUCAGGUGUGAGUCAUUUAGGAUGAUGAUGAUUUCUAGUUAAAGGAUAAGACGUUCUAUAUUUCUGAUAUUGUCAACAAACCCCAUCGAACCCAACGCUGUGUUAGUCCAUCUCUUAAUACUUUACAACUGUCUUAACCCUGUCUGUGGCUCCCAGCCCUACAGUAAGGCCAUUGGUUGCUAAUGAAGACAUAACUCUUAAAAAAUUGUCACAUAUCUUUUCAGUAAUUUCAUAAAACAGCAGGUCACUGUAGUUCUUGGCAAACGUUACUCAAACAGGACGAAAUAGGGUAUCUGUUUGGGGACUAUUUUCAGUGGUGGAUUAAUACACAUUUGGUGCUCUACUGAGUAUUUACAGCAGCAGGACGGUGCAUGUGGCAUUGAAUCAAAAUAAACUACAGUUUAUGUGUUCAUGAAGGAACAUGUCACCCAGUGCAACAGUGAAGCUCAUUGAUGUGUUUUAAUAGUUUUUGGACAACAAUGGAGCUUUAUGGCACAAAGGAAUAUCAGGCGUUGGAUACACACAGAGAAAACUUACAGGGUUGGUUCAGUUCAUUGUUGGUUUUAGUCUUUAAAUGUGUUUGUUAACAAUGAAAAAAUAGACUUUACUCACCUGACUUACCUUUUUUUAAGUACGAGCACAAUGUGAAGCAUUUGGAAACAUACUGUACACACGUGAUGAGAUAUUUCUUUUGUCAGAUGUUUUAUUUGAGUGACUCUCUAAUGUCAGACAUCAGUGUCCACGUCUUCCUGUCAUAUUUUAGAUGUAAAUACACUCUAUGUAAAUGACUUCCUCCCUAGCAAAGUCAACCAGUCACAACAUCACUCAUUUCAGGCCACUGAAAAGCCAAAAAAAGAACUGAAUGGAUUUUACCAAAAACAUUUUACCACUAAGAUCUUAUCUCUAAUUGUUGAAGCCACAGAUAUUAAACAAAUAUUAAAGAAAUAAUUAGUCACGCAAGAUAAAAAAAAAUAAGAAAAUGAAUCAAGGCAAGGCAUAGCUCAGCAAGCUUAGCUUGCUUAGGCUAUAAACGUAGGAGAGAGUACACGGAUAAUAUUGAAAUAUGUAUGGCGCCCCUGCUGAAAACGUGUUGACUCACAAGCUUAGUUUACAUUGUGUUGCAUUUAUUUAUCAGAUUAAUGCAUCACUAAUUGCCAUCUCAUAAUCCAAUAUUAAAGAUUGAUCGUCUUCACAAAUUCAAAUCCAAAUCAGGACGAUGUUUUGUUUUUCCUGAUUUCUGCUGAACUGUCGUCCUGCUGCUUGCAAUAAAUGAUUUGAACUAGUAUCAACAUUAACAUCAGUGCUUUAGCGUUAGUAUUAGAGUUGAAAUCAAUGUGUGACUUUCAUUAAUUUAUACAGUAGCAGGACAUAGUGUGAAAAUCUAGCGAGUUCAGAUUGUAAUGAAUUUGGAACAUGUGUAUAUAUAUGUGUAUGUGUUGUUAUUGUCCAAAUGUUUUUGUUUUUUACUCCGUAGAGGUAGGUUUUGUAUGACGCACACUAAAUGACUGAAGAUUUUUCUCUCACUAAGCUUUGAUUGAGAUGUAGUUCCAGUGUUCUGCCUGUAAAGAUAAUAUAUAGGCCUGGCUGAAAGGCGCAAAGUCUUUGAAAUGUUUUGACUUUCAAAGAAGUGGUAGUUUUUUUUCCUGAUUAUGAUUACUGUUUGAACAAAACUUGAGCUUCUGAGGAAAGAGAAAGUUUGUACUGACUGACUGGUGCUCACUGAAUAAAUGUCUUAUUUUGUGUUUUUUUUAAA